AUCUGUGGCACCUUGACUCAAGGUUAAUUUUUAAAUUAUGCCGAGAGUAUAAAUACGGCGAAUGUCUUCAGUGUUUAACAGUUGUUUGGAUCAGGUCCUGGGUAUAUUCUACAGACCUAUUCUAUAUACUGUAUAUUUUAAUUGUUCACAGAACUAAGAUACAGGAUGGGGAUGACUGACUUAGACCUUGUUAUCAGAGACUGGGCUGAGCGACAGGCUCGGGUAGUGGGCAACACUUCUCAAAACAUCUCAAUGGAGAUAGACUGGAGCAAGGUGAGGCAGUCCACUGCCAACACAACCUUUACCCCUUCCGGCCAGCUGCACGGUGCUAGAUCUCAGGUCAUCUUCACCUCCAACUACGACAACAACACCGACGAAGUGCAGAAUCACACGUUCCAGAUGGACCGAUCAACUGAAGCCACAGUCAAGACGUUCGUCACAAAGGGCUUUCUCCAAGAACGGAAACGUCGGCAUCAACAUUGACGUGCCUCCGUCAGUCUCUGGGAUGACGGGCGGCUUUGGGAGCGACAUCGUGGUGGCGAGUGAGGACGAGAACACGGUGAAGCAUGCCGUCUCGUGGGGGUUGAACUCCACAGUAAAGGCUCAGCCCAACAAGAGGACCGUUGCUGAACUGAAGAUCACGGAGACUGACUAUAACUGUACUUUUGAGGCAGAGGUUCACAUCCGCGGUCGCGUCAUCGUCAGGGUCAGCAAUGGCGGCUCCACUCAGGUGGUCGAGGGCGACAUUGCAACUAUACUGGGUGAUAACCUCAAGGCUGCCGCGCGCAACGAUGGCCUGAUGUCCAUUCAGGGCAGGAAGGUCAGCUGGAAGGUGAAGGGUGGACUUCGCUUCCGGUUCGGGGUAUCCCAGGACGUCAACGUGAAGAGCGAGAAGCUGCCAAGUCAGUAGCCGUAUUGGGACUUUGUCAGUUCAAACAACUAAUAUUAUACCUGCCACGUGUGAAGACAAAUGUCGUGUAUGUUUAUAAACGAAGGCGUCACACAUGCCGCUCAAUGGACAUAAUGUAAAGCAGUUACCAUAUAUGACUUGCCAUGCCCUGAGUACAAACAGUUUGUUUUUGUAGUUAAACAGAAUUAUGAUCACUCAAUAAACAAUAGCAU
This is a messenger RNA of Haliotis rubra (blacklip abalone), 1122 nucleotides long. RefSeq lists its product as uncharacterized. Lineage: Eukaryota; Metazoa; Mollusca; Gastropoda; Lepetellida; Haliotidae. The record is from RefSeq and is a predicted model, not a curated record. Bases 506 to 910 code for a protein of 134 amino acids. The transcript is spliced from 2 exons.